Molecule: messenger RNA, 1964 nt
Organism: Labrus mixtus (cuckoo wrasse)
Lineage: Eukaryota; Metazoa; Chordata; Actinopteri; Labriformes; Labridae
Product: testicular acid phosphatase homolog
Exons: 12
Coding region: 283-1551 (422 amino acids)
Biological process (GO): peptidyl-tyrosine dephosphorylation involved in inactivation of protein kinase activity; negative regulation of ERBB4 signaling pathway; lysosome organization
Cellular component (GO): lysosome; postsynaptic membrane
Molecular function (GO): protein tyrosine phosphatase activity; acid phosphatase activity; receptor tyrosine kinase binding
Source: RefSeq, a predicted model, not a curated record
AGAGAGAGAGAGAGAGAGAGAGAGAGAGAGAGAGAGAGAGAGAGACACGAGGUCAGGUAGGAGGGCUAUAAAAGCCCUCCUUCCUUUACUGCAACAAGCACUUAAUGUCAAUCUGGGCUGAACUGCAGGUUUGGGUAUGCACUUGCAACUCUGAGGCAGAAGUAUGUGCGAACAAGUGUGCUGAGGGGAGACAACAAGGAGAGCUCAUGCACAGCAGUCUGCUUCUUCUUUCUGCAAUUUGCGUGACUGAGAGGAAAAAAUGUGUGAACUGUGCUGAGGUAAAUGCAUAGCUGGACUUGCCAAAAGAUGAGAACGUUCCAGGAAAGUUUGGUCUGUUUACUCCUCCUCUGUUGCAUCUGCUUGACUGAGUGUCGAGUGCUGAAGUUCGUCGUUGCUGUGUUCCGACACGGAGAUCGAUCGCCGAUUGAGUCAUAUCCCAAAGACCCUCAUGGGGAGGAAGUGUGGGCUCAGGGUUUUGGACAGCUGACUGAGCUGGGCAUGAAACAACAGUUUGAGCUGGGCAGCUUUCUGAGGAGGCGAUAUGGAAACUUUCUCAGUGAAGACUACAACAACAAAGAGUUUUACGUCCAGAGCACCGACUACGAUCGUACUCUAAUGAGCGCCCAGGCCUGCCUCGCAGGGAUGUUCCCGCCAACCAGACGCCCGCCUCCCAUCAUGCCCCAGUUACUUUGGCGGCCUAUUCCAGUGCACACCAUCCCCAGAGCCCAGGACAAGCUGCUGAGGUCUCCGGGCAAAGACUGUCCGAGGUUCAGAGCUCUGAUGUCAGAGACAUUUGAGAGUCAGCCCUACCAGAGGUUCCUCAGGGCUCACCAGUACUUUGUGGAAGGACUUGCCAAUCAUACUGGCUACCCGGUCUCCAAACUGGUCGGCAAAAAAAUAUGGAGGGUCUACGACACUCUCACCUGUCAGAGGAUCCAUAACUUGACUCUCCCACGCUGGGCCACCCAAGAUAUUCUGGACACCCUGAAGCGAGUGGCAUCGUUCGAGGUCAUGUUCAGCAUCCUCAGUCACAAGCGCAAAGAGAAGGCCCGGCUCUCGGGAGGGGUGCUGCUGAACGCCAUCCUGAGGAAUUUCUCCAGAGCUAUGGAGGAAGGGAGCCCUCUCAAAUUCAUUAUGUACUCCGCUCAUGACUCUACACUCAUCACCCUCCAGGCGGCUCUGGACGUCUACAACGGCCUCCUUACUCCGUACGCCGCCUGUCAACUCUUUGAGUUCUACCAGGAGUAUGAUGGCUCCUAUUCGCUGGAGCUGCAUUACCAUAAUGACUCCUGGCACGACCCCCACCCAAACCCGAUCCCUGGAUGCAACGGUUUGAACCCUUGUCCUUUGUCUCUGUUCGAUGAGCUUGUGCAGGAUGUGUUUGCAGACGACUGGGAAGCUGAGUGUGGGUUUAGGACAAGAUGGUCUGGUGCAGGUGAAGUUGUUUAUACAUACACACAUAUGUGCAUCGUCGUGGCUUCACGUCUCUGCAUGUGUACCUGUGUACACUUUCUGAAAGGAUGUUGUGGAUCAUGUGCACUGAUUGUCUGAUUUAAAAAUAGGAAGGCUUUUGGAAAUCUACCAAAUGUUCCACACUCUCAUGUACCUUAACAGGAUUGUUGUCCCCCUGCAGGUGUUGUGCCUGCUCUGGCAGUGGCUGUGGGUCUCCUGGCAGUGGCGCUGUUGUUAAGCAUAGGAGUGAUUAUCCGCAGGAGGAGAGCGAGUUACUCCAGGGAGGUGUAGUGCUGACUGCUGUCACAUAUGUGCCAAAAUACAGAGGGGCUUCUCAGCUGUAAAAAAUAUCUAAAUAUUAAAAUGUGUCUUGUGUUUUUUAUAUUUUUGAUCCUGAUUAACGGUGUAAGGAGGUGUUGGUGAGCUCUUGUUUUGAAAAAAAAUAUAUGAAGAAUGUACAUGAAAACAUAAAUAUUUUAACAGAGAAAUAAAAUGUGACCAAAAUCCUUCAG